AGGAUGUUCAACGCAGGAGUGACCGAGGGACAAUCAACCACGAGGCCACCUUUGUUCGAUGGAACAAACUACUCGUAUUGGAAGGAGAGGAUGAGAAUCUUUAUCCAAUCCAACGACUACAAGCUAUGGUUGAUUGUGAAGAACGCCUGCGGAGUCCCGAUGAAGAAAGUCGGUGAAGUCAACGUUCCCAAAACCGAAGAGGAGUUCACCGACGAAGAUUGCAAAAAGAUGGAGCUCAACGCAAAGGCAAUAAACAUGAUUUAUUGCGGUGUUAAUGCGGAUGACUACCGCAAAAUUUUGCGGUGUGAAACCGCAAAACAAAUGUGGGAGAAAUUGGAGGUCACCUACGAAGGAACCGCGCAGGUUCGGGAGGCCAAAAUCGACCAUCUUACUCACGAGUACGAACUCUUCUCAAUGAAGGAAAAUGAGAAGAUUGAGGAAAUGUUUGAGAGGUUCUCUAACAUCAUUAAUCCUCUCAAUCUUCUUGGGAAGACCUACACCGACCGAGAGCUCGUGAGAAAGGUGCUGCGAAGCCUAUCCCCCAAAUGGCGUUCAAAGGUGGACGCAAUCGAAGAAGGUCGUGACUUCCAAACAACGACCUAUGAUGCUCUUCGAG
Cuscuta campestris is the source of this 616-nucleotide messenger RNA. The record is from the annotation of a GenBank genome assembly. Lineage: Eukaryota; Viridiplantae; Streptophyta; Magnoliopsida; Solanales; Convolvulaceae.